This is a messenger RNA of Diatraea saccharalis (sugarcane borer), 2930 nucleotides long. The record is from the annotation of a GenBank genome assembly. NCBI's taxonomy places the organism in Eukaryota, Metazoa, Arthropoda, Insecta, Lepidoptera, Crambidae.
CCUGUUUCUUUAUUCCACUAUAACUUUUGAAAAACCUAAUGACAAGUGCUUGUAACAGCCUAGACUGAAUGAAUAAUUUUGAUUUGAUUUAUAUACAUCAUUUUGAAAAGUAUGAAAAGCUUUUAUAUUUUGAUAUGGCAAUGUGGGUAUCAAAUUAAAGAAUUUGAUGAGUUAGUUCCAAAAAUCUAUUAUUUGUAUACAUUAAAAGGUCACUUAGAAGAAUCAAAUUAAAAUAAAUAAUUUAAAAACACAACUGCAUCAAACUAAACGAAACAAGUAGUAUUAUGGCUUGGCUAAACUUCUCAUUGCAGUUGAGGGUUUGCAGUUGAACCUCUUGGUUACUUACAAAUGUUCCAGAGAAUAGGGCAUUCUAGUUUGUUUGAAAUAAUACUCGUAACCAUUUAAUUAAAAAAAGUCAUAAAAUAAAUAUAUCGUAAAAAUUAACAUUGUUAUUGUUGUGGGGUUCUGCCGCUAGCAUUCAAGAUAUUUUUGUUCUAUGAAAGAGAGUUGUCCAUGUUAUAUUUAAUUUAUGGUGUAGGGAAUCUCUCAGAGAAAUAUUUAGAGAAAUAGACUGUUGCUUCUCAACACAUCUAUGAAAAUAUUAUGUAUACAAGAAAAAAAGUAGUGUUCUUAAUCUUAACACAAGAAAUCAUAAUUAACUUGCCAUUCAAGCUUCAGAUUUCAGAAAACUAGAGGAUCACUUUUGGUAAAUGCAGUGCUAUGUUCAAUAAAGUUCCACAAAAUGUAUACCAUAAAUAAAUUUAAAAUUAAUGUGAAGAUCAUACUUACAAGUAAAGGUUAUUAUUAUAAAGUAGAUGAUUAUUUUAAGGAUCGCAAUUGCAUGGAAUUAAUAGCCUUCGCUUUGUUAUAUAACGUACAACGUAGGUAAUACCUACAGACUUUGAAAUAUUACAGUAUUUAUUAUAAUACAUAUUAUUUUGGUAAUGACAUUAUUUAUGUAUGACAAAGAGCCGGUAAGUUUCUUUCGCUCGUCUUUUAACUGACAGGAGGGGGAGGGGAAAAGAUUUUUUUUUGACUAUUCAAAAGUGCUCGUAUUAAUCGUAGGUCACUCGAAUAAAGAGAUAUUUUUAUUAAAUUUAUUGUAAAGAGGCAUAUGAUAUAUAAGUAUUGAUUGAUUGGCAGGUGCGCGGCGGUGGAGGGGCGCGUGGAGGUGCUGCGCGUGCUGGCGGACGCGGGCGCGGACGUGGACGCGUGCAGCGACAGCGGCUCCACGCCCGUGCGCUCCGCCUGCUUCAUGACGCACCUGGACGUGGUGCGCUUCCUGCUGCAGCGCGGGGCCGACAUCCACCGGCCCAACCACAACGGCGGCACGUGCCUCAUCAACUCCGUGCAGUCCGUGCGCCUGUGCACCUUCCUGCUGGAGCGCGGCGCGCGCGUGGACGCGCAGGACAUCCAGCGCAAGACGGCGCUGCACUACGCCAUCCAGGAGCACCGCCUGGAGACGGCGCGCCUGCUGCUGGACCACGGGGCCGACCCGCAUCUGGCGUCGCGCGCGGGGGACGACGCGCUGCGGAUCGCCUGCCUCAAGGGGGCCGCGCAGGUGGUGUCGCUGCUGUGCUCGCGCGUGCGGUACAGCGCGGCGCGCGUGGCGGACGCGUACGAGGUGCUGGGCGCCACGCAGCUCGACGAGUUCAACGACGUGACGGCCGCGCUGGCCGCCUGGCGCCGCGCCACCGCCAUCCGGCACGGCGGCGGCGGCGGCCGGUACAUAGAGAAGACCGGCUUCUGCUGCGAGGCGGCGUCGCGCGCGCUGGGCGGGGCCCGCGAGUGGCGGGGCGCGGACGAGCUGGAGCUCAUCGCCACGGACAUGGACGCGCUGCGCACGCACGCGCUGCUCGUGUGCGCGCGCGUGCUGGGCGCCGACCACAAGGACACCGUGCUGCGGCUCAUGUACAGGGGGGCGUCGUACGGCGACGCGUUCCGGUACCAGCAGUGCAUCGACCUCUGGACGUGGGCGCUCGAAAUACGCAUACAGAAGGACUCCCUGCUGUACACGGGUACGUAUCGGUCGCGACGUCGUCGGGCGUGUGUAUGUAUAUAUGAUGUAUGUAUGUACGUGUGUGUGUCCGCAGACACGUGCCACACGGCGUGCGCGCUGACGCGGCUGAUGCUGGACGCGAGCGCGGGGCGGCUGGAGCGCGCGCGGGACCUGCCGCGGCACGAGGACGUGAUGCGCGUGUUCACGCUCAUCGCGGACAACCUGCCGGAAUGCCGGCGCGCGCUGGAGGUGCGGCCGGUGCACCGCAAGCAGGCGGAGACGUUCGACCGCGCGCUGCGCUGCGUGACGCACCUGCUGGUGCUGUGCCUGCGCACGUGUGACGUCACGGCGGCGGGCGGCGCGCAGCGGCUGGCGCGCGUGCGUGACGUCACGCGCGCGCUGGUGCAGGCGGACGUGCGCAGCGCGCACACGGGCGACACGCUGCUGCACCUGAGCGUGUCCUGCCUCAACGUGAUCCGCUCCACGUACUUCGCCGACGAGCCGCCGCUGCCGCCCAUGUUCCCGUGCGUGGAGGCGGUGCGGCUGCUGCUGGCGGCGGGCGCGCGCGUGGACGCCCGCAACGGCGCGCGCAGCACGGCGCUGCACGUGGCGGCCGCGCCCUACAACUUCAGCUCCGAGCUGGUGGAGACGCUGCUGCAGCACGGCGCGCACCUGGACCAGCCCAACCGCUUCGGCGACCUGCCCGCCGCGCUCGUGCUGCAGCACGCGGGCAGCCGCGUGCGCGUGCUGCAGCACGUGAGCCUGGCGUGCCUGGCCGCGCGCGCCGUCGUGGCCGCCCGCCUGCGGCCGCCGCCCCGCGCGCUGCCCGCCACGCUGCGGGCCUUCCUCGACCUGCACCGGCCCUAGGCCCCUCCUCUGCGGACUCGUCGUUUAUUAUGGAUGCGAAUUCGUGUGUCGCGUGCGGCUUCGA